Molecule: messenger RNA, 6881 nt
Organism: Ictidomys tridecemlineatus (thirteen-lined ground squirrel)
Lineage: Eukaryota; Metazoa; Chordata; Mammalia; Rodentia; Sciuridae
Product: KIAA0232 ortholog
Source: RefSeq, a predicted model, not a curated record
UUGGACUGUGGUAGAGUAGAAGGUUCUGCCGGAGACUUAGAUUUGGCCUCCAUGUGAAAUGAAAGUAGGAAACUGCACGCGCGUAUCUGUUGCUGUCAGGAUGCUGGUUCAGUGGUCAUGCCUGAAGAGGGAGGUGCUGUUCUAGAGAGCUGAUGGCCAGCACGGGUGGAUGCUGGUCCUAGGUGUCAAGCUUCUACCCUUUCUACUGGAGUGAAAAUCCCCUCCAGGUACAACAGCACACCAACUACAGAAAAUGCCUUGUGUUCUAAGGAUGUCAGCAACCUAGAUUCAUGUACCUGUCUGCACAGUUGUGGAUGGUUUGCCAUCUGAGAGCUCCUCGAGUUCUAUCCAGGCCCCGUGUCUGUUUCUGACAUGUCUCUGCUUCAUGCUUUGGGCCCAGUGCAGACCUGGCUGGGACAAGAGCUGGAGAAAUGUGGCAUCGAUGCCAUGAUUUAUACUCGGUACGUCCUCAGUCUCCUGCUGCAUGACAGCUAUGACUACGACCUGCAGGAACAGGAGAAUGACAUCUUCCUGGGCUGGGAAAAAGGAGCUCCUAAGAAAUGGGGGAAGAGUAAGAAGAAGUGCUCUGAUCUGACGCUGGAGGAGAUGAAGAAACAGGCUGCUGUCCAGUGUCUUCGAUCUGCUUCUGAUGAAAGCUCUGGGAUCGAGACCUUGGUGGAAGAACUCUGCUGCAGACUGAAAGACCUGCAGAGUGAGCAAGGUGAGCGUGCAGUUCACAAGCAGAGGCCACACUCAGAAGAGAAGAUUCACAAAAAGUUAGAGGGGUCUCCCUCUCCAGAGGCAGAAUUAUCCCCUACAGCAAAGGAUCAAGUGGAAAUGUACUACGAAGCAUUUCCACCACUUUCUGAGAAGCCAGUUUGCCUGCAAGAAAUCAUGACUGUGUGGAACAAGUCCAAAGCCUGCUCUUACUCCAGCUCCUCUUCAUCGUCCACAGCCCCCCCAGCAAGCACAGACACAUCCUCUCCCAAGGACUGCAAUAGCGAAAGCGAAGUCAUCAAGGAAAGACGCUCUGAAGUGUCCACUGCUGUGCAUGAGAAAGCCCAGGGCAGAGGCAGACACGAGAAGGAGGACAAGCUGAGCAGUGGCCCUGCUGAAGAAAGGCCUGCCUUGUAUAGAAAGCAAAUGCGGCACAAACCUGAAGGGAAGGUCCGCCCUCGCUCCUGGUCUUCCGGCUCUAGUGAAGCAGGCUCAAGUUCAAGUGGGAAUCAGGGAGAAUUAAAAGCAUCCAUGAAAUAUGUCAAAGUAAGACACAAGGCACGAGAAAUUCGAAAUAGAAAAGGGCGGAAUGGGCAAAGCAAGCUGUCACUGAAGCACAGUGACAAGACAGAGAGAAGCAUCCACGCAGGUGGCAGCAGCAGCAGCAGCGGGUCUGUGAGGCAGCUGUGCAAGCGCGGCAAGAGAGCAGCCAAGGAGACAGGCAGGAGAGAUCCAGCCAGCACUGCAGGGAGGGACCUGUAUGCAGAGAGCAGAAACGACACCGAGUAUAAAGAGGAGCCGUUGUGGUACACCGAACCAAUUGCUGAAUAUUUUGUUCCUUUGAGCAGAAAAAGCAAACUAGAGACCACAUACCGAAACAGACAAGAGUCAAGUGCUCUGACGUCAGAGGUGGUGGAAGACUUGUCUGAGUCAGUGCAUGGUCUGUGUAUCAGCAACAAUAAUACUCACAGAACAUACCUCGCAGCAGGUACUUUCAUUGAUGGUCACUUUGUAGAAAUGCCUGCAGUUAUAAAUGAGGAUAUUGACCUCACUGGGACCUCAUUAUGUUCUCUACCAGAGGACAACAAAUACCUAGAUGACAUUCAUCUAUCAGAAUUAACACACUUCUAUGAAGUGGAUAUUGAUCAAUCCAUGUUGGAUCCUGGUGCCUCAGAAACCAUGCAAGGAGAAAGUCGGAUUUUGAAUAUGAUUCGACAAAAAAGCAAAGAGAAUACAGAUUUUGAGGCAGAAUGUUGCAUAGUGUUAGAUGGUGUGGAGUUGCAAGGGGAACGUGCAAUAUGGACAGAUUCUACCAGCUCUGUGGGUGCUGAGGGCUUGUUUCUGCAAGACCUUGGCAAUCUGGCUCAGUUUUGGGAGUGCUGUUCGUCCAGCUCCGGCGAUGCCGACGGAGAGAGCUUUGGAGGAGACUCUCCAAUUAGACUCUCUCCGAUCUUGGAUGGCACAAUGCUCAAUUCACACUUGCUUGCUGGCAAUCAAGAGCUCUUCUCAGAUAUUAAUGAAGGAUCUGGUAUAAACUCUUGUUUUUCAGUGUUUGAAGUGCAAUGCAGUAAUUCUGUUUUACCAUUUUCUUUUGAAACACUCAACUUGGGAAAUGAAAAUACAGAUUCUAGUGCUAAUAUGCUUGGGAAAACACAGUCUAGAUUACUAAUAUGGACCAAAAAUAGUGCCUUUGAAGAAAAUGAACACUGUUCUAAUCUUUCAACAAGAACUUGUAGUCCAUGGUCCCAUUCAGAAGAAACACGUUCAGACAAUGAGACAUUAAACAUUCAAUUUGAAGAGUCCACACAGUUUAAUGCAGAAGAUAUUAAUUAUGUAGUUCCUAGAGUCUCGUCAAAUUAUGUAGAUGAAGAACUUCUAGAUUUUUUGCAAGAUGAAACUUGCCAGCAGAACAGUAGAACUUCAGGAGAAAUUCCUACAUUAGUUUUCAAAAAAAGAUCUAAGCUAGAAUCUGUCUGUGGUAUUCAGCUAGAACAAAAAACAGAAAACAAAAACUUUGAAACUACACAAGUAUGUAGUAAAAGCAGUCCACACGGAGAUGGCUACAGCUCAGGGGUUAUCAAAGACAUUUGGACAAAGAUGGCAGAUGAAAAUUCUGCAACUACAGUAGAAAUAGAAAGAAUUGAUGACGAGUUGUUUUCCACCGAUGUAAAUAACUACUGCUGCUGUCUGGAUGCUGAAGCAAAGAUGGAGACCCUUCAGGAGCCCCGUAGAGCUGUGCAACGAUCUGAGUAUCAUCUCUGGGAGGGACAGAAGGAGAACCUAGAGAAGAGAGCGUUUGUUUCCAGUGAGCUAUCAAAGGUGGACGGUGGGGAUUAUACUACACCCUCUAAACCUUGGGACGUGGCCCAAGAUAAAGAGAACACAUUCAUUCUUGGAGGGGUUUAUGGAGAACUCAAAACCUUCAGCAGCGAUGGGGAGUGGGCAGUUGUACCACCUGGUCACACAAAAGGAAGCUUGUUACAGUGUGCAGCGUCUGAUGUUGUGACAAUAGCUGGAACAGAUGUCUUCAUGACCCCAGGAAACAGCUUUGCUCCUGGCCAUAGGCAGUUAUGGAAACCCUUCAUGUCAUUUGAACAAAAUGAUCAGCCGAAGAGUGGGGAAAAUGGAUUAAAUAAGGGAUUUUCUUUUAUCUUCCAUGAAGACUUACUAGGAGCUUGCAGUAACUUUCAAGUUGAAGAUCCCGGACUUGAAUAUUCAUUCUCUUCCUUUGACUUAAGCAAUCCAUUUUCCCAAGUUCUUCAUGUGGAAUGUUCAUUUGAACCUGAAGGGAUUGCAUCUUUCAGCCCCAGUUUUAAACCGAAAUCAAUCCUCUGCUCUGAUUCAGACAGUGAAGCUUUCCACCCUAGGAUAUGUGGAGUUGAUAGAACGCAGUACAGAGCUAUUCGGAUCUCUCCUAGGACUCACUUUCGCCCAAUUUCUGCAUCUGAACUGUCCCCAGGAGGAGGAAGCGAGUCGGAAUUUGAAUCUGAGAAAGACGAAGUAAAUAUUCCCAUUCCUUCUCAGGUUGAUGUAUUUGAAGAUCCACAAGCAGAUCUCAAACCUCUGGAAGAAGAUGCAGAGAAAGAAGGCCAUUACUAUGGAAAAUCAGAACUUGAAUCUGGAAAAUUCCUUCCAAGAUUAAAAAAGUCUGGAAUGGAAAAGAGUGCUCAGACAUCACUGGAUUCCCAGGAGGAGUCAACUGGGAUUUUGCCAGUCGGGAAGCAAAAUCAAUGUUUGGAAUGUAGCAUGAAUGAAUCUCUGGAAAUAGAUUUAGAAAGCUCAGAAGCAAAUUGUAAAAUAAUGGCACAAUGUGAGGAAGAAAUUAAUAAUUUUUGCAGUUGCAAAGCAGGUUGUCAGUUCCCUGCUUAUGAAGAUGAUCCAGUUUCUUCAGGACAGCUGGAGGAGGUAUGUCUGUGCACGUCAGCAUUUGGCACAGGAUUGGAUCAGAUUGGGAAGAAAGAAAAGGAGGAAGGAAGCACGAUUCCGCAUCACACCACUACCACACUCCUUCGCUUUCUAUUUCCUGUAUUGAACACUAAUGUACAAGAAAUGAAUAGAAGUCAAGAAAAGCAGACCUGGUGGGAAAAAGCCUUGUACUCUCCUCUCUUCCCUGCAUCAGAGUGUGAAGAAUGUUAUACAAAUGCCAAGGGAGAGAAUGGUAUAGAAGAGUAUCCAGAUGUUAAAGAAAUACCCAGUAAUGAAGAGCGUCUGUUAGAUUUUAAUAGGGUGUCUUCUGUUUAUGAAGCAAGAUGCACAGGAGAGAGAGGUUCUGGGGCGAAUCCAAACGGCCUCCGCAGGAAGACAUGUUCCAGCGCCAGCUCCAGCCCGGGGGACUCGGGCUCCGAAGGUGGUGGCGAGUGGGUGGGCCCCAGCGAAGAGGACCUCUUUUCCCGCACUCACCUCUAACCUGCAGAGUAGUACAAAUUAUUUUUAAACCAUAUGUGAUGGGAAUUGCCCUUCUGUGAGGCCUGUUACUCUAAAGCAACAAAUAGGUUUCUUCUUCAAUUAACUGAUUCAGAUCAGUAAUUAUCUUUCUCUUCUUGCUUAUUUUAGAGUUGAGGACAGCUGUCCUGUUGAAGAUUUUUUUUUCCAAGCUGUUAAAUUCUUGGCUAUUUGAAAUAGACUAGCUUGUGUUGUGGAAUCCAGAUGGGUGUGCAUGUGCUUGUCGUAGAGGUGCCGCUGCGCCUGCACCAUCCCUGCAGCCCCGCCCCUCACUGCAGUCAUGUCGGUACACCGUCGCAUCGCAGUGUCCACACCACUCCUGCUGCUCAGAGACGUGGCUUUGUUCUCAGUCCCUGGGAGAUGCGUCCUGCCCUCUGUGGAUCAGGCCUUUGCGAGGGCAGGAGGGAAGCCUGAGUGACAUGGCCAUGGUCUCCCUUCAGUCAGAUCUCAUGUGCAUUCAAAGUAGAAACCACAGAGGCGUGCUUUUAGAGACCCACCAAAUACCGCGUUUCUGUCUUAGGAUCCCCCACCCCAAAGUAUCAUGAAGAUACUGUGGUUUGUGACUUUUUUGCUAACUGAAGAUGCUAAGGACUUGGGCCGUGGGGUGGUAAAUGAGGCAGAGUGGGUGAGACACCCACCCUGCCUGCCCCGAGCUGGUGUUGCAGUGCGUGGACACCAGAAAGCCGUCAGGGCUCUUCGUGCUGAGUCUGACAGCACACAGUGAGGACCUUGGUUGCACAUUUUAUUUUCUGGUGACUACAUUAAAUUAAAGCCCCCAAAACUUGAAGUUAUAAACAUUUGACAUGAGAUAAAGGCCACCUUAUCACCCCAAAGAAAUCUUUGGCUGCUGCAGCUAGCUGCUCUUGUGGCUGUGAUAUAAUGUAGCUUCUUAUAUCAUCUUGUGUUGGAGAGAAGGUUCUGGAUGAGUUGUGUGUGCGGUGGGUUGGGUGGGUAGAGUAGUUUUCCCACAUGCCCAUGUGGCCCCUCAUGUGACCUGCUUUGCAGCACCUUGGUGAGUCUGAGAGUCGGUGCACCUCGUGCAGGUCACACUUGUGCGUGCAGACACCUCCUCGAGCUCUCCCAACACAACAGUUUGAAGCCAGGAGGAGCACUAUCUGCAAAGCCUGGACGUUUUAGGUUGUUUUUCUCUUUUAAUCAGUGCAUCAUUUUAAAAACACCUAAUCUGUGAAGUCAGUUUAGCAUCUGUGAUAUCGGGAAUGGCGGUGAUGUCCGACGUGGCCGAGACAGCUUUACCACUUGCUUCAGGCAGCAGACGCACCUGAUUAGCUAGGAGCUGAGCUGCCUGUGAAGUACCUGAUUUGCUUUGAGCAUGUGAGUUUAUCGCCUUUUUCCCAAUAACAGAAACACCGUGGAAGGCUGUGGAGUCGCCGAGGCUCCGUGUGUCCUCACCAUGAGAGGCCUGAUGUGAUCCUCUGGUGCCAUCUCGCCGUCGUGGGGGUUUGUCUUUAUACAGCACAUCUUUUGACACUUUACAGUGGGUUUGUGUGUGCGUGUGUGCAUGUGUGAGGUUUUAUGUUGCUAUUAUUUAUUUACAGACAUCAGAUAAGUUUUUAUGUAUUUUUCUUUUUUCUGGAGCUUCCUAAAAAUUGAUUAGCAUCUGCACUGAAAUAUAAUUUAACAACAACAGCAGAAAAGGAUUGGAAGUUGUAAAAUUCCUAAAAUCACUGCGGCAACGAUGAUCUUAGAAAUCGUUGCUUACGUAGCAGAGACCAAAUAAGUAGAUUUCAGACACAACCUUGAGCUCAGUUGGUUUUGGACAGCUGCUGUUCAUCAGGAAAGGGCUUCAGGUGGCAGAGUGCCACCUCCUCAGGCGUGGGACGGUGGAGCACCUUCCACAGGGAAUGGGGACGGAUAAUAGAUGGGCCAAGGGAUUAACAAAUUCUGUAUUUAUUUGUUUUAAUAGUUAAGUGACUAAAACUCAGAGGCUUUCAGCAACAGAGUUGAAAGUGUGGUUUUUAGUUUUGUGAAUGGAUGAUCACAAAAAGCAUUAAAAAAAUAAAUAAAGUUGGCAAACGCUGAAGCGCACUGUGGUAUGAAGCGCGUUGCAUCUCCAUGGCACUGAAGUACCAGUUUCCAUUCCUGGGCUGAGAUUUUUUUCCCGUGGUUGUAUUGUUCUGAUUUCACGUACACCAGAGUAACUGAUUUUUUUGUUUGUUUUGUUUUCUUGUGGAGUUAACACCAAAUAAAAAGUUUUAAAAAGA